GCGGAUUCUCAAAGGCGCCUUGUUCGCUCGUGCCCUCCCCGCGCCAGCGGGCGGCGCCUCGGCUCGCUCCGGCCUUCCCUCCGGCCGCGCCGCGGGCUCCGGGCAGACCCGGCGCCGUGCCCGCUCAUGGGGUCGCACUGGGCACCGAGCGCCGUGGCUUCCUCAGGCGUUGCCUGCCCGAAGGCGGCCCACGUCCUUUAGUGACCCCAUUUCCCUGGACCCUUCCAACCAGAGUCGCCUGCUCCCUUAUCUUACCAUUGCUCCCCCUCUACCUGGGCUCUGGGACUCCCUUACCUUGUCCCCCACGUGCAUCUCCUAGGACCUGACUAGCCUGUGUUUAUCGGUGGUCCCAGUCUCUGGCUCCCGGAAGAACACCUCCCCGCCCAUCCUCCGCCCCAGUUCGCCACUAUCUACAGCCUGGUCUAUAAAUAACCCCGCCCCGGCGGCCGGGCUCUAUAAUUACACGGGGCGGGGCGGGGCGAGGGAAGUAAUUACAGAGACCUGAUUUUGGGGAAGGUGGGGACUAUGACCCCCAGGCCCGCCUCUCCCCUCCCACUGUGCCCUAAAUCCCGCCCAGGCCUCUGCUGAAAGGGGGCUUGGCCCCCAAAAGGGAGUGAACGGGAGGGGGUGUGUGUGACUGGACGUUUGGGUCCUGGAAAAGGAAGGGACUAGGGAAAACUUUGGGGUUCCUGAAAAGAGAAUCUUGGGGUACAGUCAAUUCGACCUGCAAGGAACAGGAGAGAGCAAGCGAGAGAGGGAGGGUUCCCGCCUCCCUCCCCAGCCUCUGACCUCCCUGGGACCCCGGCGUCCGAGGCUCAUAGUCUGCUCCCUGUCUCUGUCAGCCUCUGAGCGUCCAGCGCCUCAGGCAGACCUGGGUCCCUGGGACCCGGCGUUCCGGUCGCUCAGCCAUGGAGCGGUGCCGCCGCUGCCAUCACCACCUCCUCCUCCUCCUCCUACCUCUGGUGCUGGGGCUGAGCGCGGCCCCAGGCUGGGCAGGUGCACCCCCCGUGGAUGUGCUCCGAGCCCUGAGGUUCCCCUCCCUCCCUGAUGGUGUGCGGAGAGCAAGAGGCAUCUGUCCAGCUGAUGUGGCCUACCGAGUGGCACGACCUGCCCAGCUGAGUGCACCCACUCGCCAGCUUUUCCCAGGAGGAUUUCCCAAAGAUUUCUCUCUGCUGACUGUUGUCCGGACCCGCCCUGGUCUCCAGGCUCCUCUCCUGACUCUCUACAGUGCCCAAGGUGUCCGACAGCUGGGCCUGGAGCUGGGCCGACCUAUCCGCUUCCUGUAUGAGGACCAGACUGGACGGCCUCAACCUGCAGCUCAGCCAGUCUUCCGAGGCCUCAGCCUAGCAGAUGGCAAGUGGCACCGUGUGGCUGUGGCUGUGAAGGGUCAGUCUGUCACCCUCAUUGUUGACUGCAAGAAGCGAGUCACCCGGCCUCUCCCCCGAAGCGCUCGUCCAGUAUUGGACACGCAUGGAGUGAUAAUCUUUGGUGCCCGUAUUCUGGAUGAAGAAGUCUUUGAGGGUGAUGUCCAGGAGCUUGCCGUUGUCCCAGGGGUCCAAGCAGCCUAUGAAUCAUGUGAGCAGAAGGAGCUGGAAUGUGAGGGGGGUCAGAGGGAAAGACCCCAAAACCAACAGCCUCACAGAGCCCAGAGAUCUCCAAAGCAGCAGCCAUCAAGACUUCAUAGGCCACAAAAUCAGGAACCCCAGCGCCAGCCCACUGAGUCUCUCUACUAUGACUACGAGCCCCCCUAUUAUGAUGUGAUGACUACGGGGACGACCCCUGAUUAUCAGGACCCCACCCCAGGUGAAGAGGAAGAAAUCCUGGAGUCAAGCCCCUUGCCACCCCUUGAGGAGGAGCAGACAGAUCUCCAGGUCCCCCCCACAGCUGACAGGUUCCCGGCAGAGGAAUAUGGGGAGGGUGGCACAGACCUCCCUGAAGGGCCCUACGAUUACACCUAUGGCUAUGGGGACGAUUAUCGUGAGGAGACAGAGCUUGGCCCUGCCCUCUCUGCGGAGACAGCCCACUCAGGAGCCGUUGCCCAUGGACCCCGGGGGCUGAAGGGAGAGAAGGGAGAGCCUGCUGUGCUGGAACCUGGUAUGCUCGUGGAGGGGCCCCCUGGCCCAGAAGGCCCUGCGGGACUGAUUGGUCCCCCUGGCAUCCAGGGGAAUCCAGGCCCAGUUGGAGACCCCGGAGAGAGGGGCCCCCCUGGCCGAGCAGGGCUCCCUGGAUCAGAUGGGGCUCCUGGUCCUCCUGGCACAUCCCUCAUGCUCCCAUUCCGGUUUGGCAGUGGUGGGGGUGACAAGGGCCCUGUGGUGGCGGCCCAAGAGGCUCAGGCCCAGGCCAUCCUGCAGCAAGCAAGGCUGGCUCUCCGUGGACCCCCUGGCCCCAUGGGAUACACAGGGCGUCCUGGACCCUUGGGACAACCUGGGAGCCCUGGCCUUAAAGGAGAGUCUGGAGACCUAGGACCUCAGGGCCCCAGAGGACCUCAGGGCCUCACAGGCCCUCCUGGCAAGGCUGGGCGAAGGGGCCGGGCAGGUGCUGACGGAGCCCGAGGGAUGCCUGGAGAACCUGGAGUGAAGGGUGACCGAGGUUUUGAUGGACUCCCGGGGCUCCCUGGAGAGAAGGGCCAUAGGGGUGAUACUGGUGCCCAGGGCCUUCCUGGUCCCCAUGGUGAGGAUGGAGAGAGGGGAGAUGACGGGGAGAUUGGGCCUCGAGGGCUGCCUGGAGAGUCGGGACCUCGAGGUCUCCUUGGUCCCAAAGGCCCACCUGGUAUUCCUGGACCCCCUGGCAUCCGAGGCAUGGAUGGUCCCCAGGGUCCCAAAGGGAGCUUGGGACCCCAGGGAGAGCCAGGACCUCCUGGACAACAGGGUACUCCUGGGACCCAGGGUCUACCUGGGCCCCAAGGUGCCAUCGGCCCUCAUGGAGAGAAGGGUCCUCAAGGGAAGCCAGGGCUCCCUGGCAUGCCUGGCUCAGAUGGACCCCCGGGUCACCCAGGGAAAGAAGGUCCCCCUGGAACCAAAGGAAACCAGGGUCCCUCUGGACCUCAGGGUCCUCUAGGAUACCCAGGACCUCGAGGGGUCAAGGGUGUAGACGGAAUUCGGGGUCUGAAGGGUCAUAAGGGUGAGAAGGGCGAGGAUGGCUUUCCCGGGUUCAAAGGUGACAUAGGCGUGAAAGGUGACAGGGGCGAGGUUGGAGUCCCUGGUUCCAGGGGAGAGGAUGGUCCCGAGGGGCCAAAGGGACGCACUGGACCGACUGGAGACCCUGGGCCCCUGGGGCUCAUGGGUGAGAAGGGCAAGCUGGGUGUUCCUGGUCUUCCUGGCUAUCCUGGACGUCAGGGACCCAAGGGGUCCCUAGGAUUUCCUGGCUUUCCUGGCGCCAGUGGAGAGAAGGGAGCCCGGGGCCUGUCAGGGAAGUCAGGACCUCGGGGAGAACGGGGCCCCACGGGUCCACGAGGCCAGCGAGGACCCCGGGGUGCCACCGGGAAGUCUGGAGCUAAGGGAACAUCGGGUGGCGAUGGCCCUCAUGGGCCCCCUGGAGAGAGGGGCCUUCCUGGACCUCAGGGUCCCAAUGGAUUUCCUGGACCCAAAGGACCCCCGGGCCCCCCCGGGAAGGAUGGGCUGCCGGGACACCCAGGCCAGAGAGGAGAAGUGGGUUUCCAAGGGAAGACCGGCCCCCCUGGUCCUCCAGGAGUGGUGGGACCUCAGGGAGCAGCAGGAGAAACUGGCCCCAUGGGGGAGAGAGGUCACCCAGGUCCCCCAGGGCCCCCUGGAGAGCAGGGACUGCCUGGAACUGCUGGAAAAGAAGGAACAAAGGGUGACCCUGGUCCCCCUGGGGCCCCAGGGAAGGAUGGUCCUGCUGGUCUGAGGGGAUUCCCAGGAGAGAGAGGCCUCCCAGGCACUGCUGGUGGACCUGGUUUGAAGGGGAAUGAAGGUCCGGCUGGCCCCCCUGGCCCUGCAGGCUCCCCUGGGGAACGAGGUGCAGCAGGAUCAGGGGGACCCAUUGGUCCACCAGGGCGCCCAGGCCCGCAGGGUCCCCCUGGAGCAGCAGGAGAAAAAGGCGUCCCGGGUGAGAAGGGGCCCAUUGGCCCAACUGGCCGAGAUGGGGUGCAGGGUCCUGUGGGGCUUCCUGGUCCUGCUGGGCCUCCGGGUGUGGCUGGAGAGGAUGGUGACAAGGGUGAGGUGGGGGACCCUGGACAGAAGGGCACCAAAGGGAACAAGGGCGAACAUGGCCCUCCUGGACCCCCUGGACCCAUUGGUCCAGUGGGGCAGCCUGGAGCAGCGGGAGCAGAUGGGGAGCCCGGAGCUCGUGGGCCCCAGGGACACUUUGGAGCCAAAGGUGAUGAAGGCACAAGAGGAUUCAAUGGGCCCCCAGGACCCAUAGGCCUACAGGGUUUGCCAGGCCCCUCUGGGGAGAAGGGAGAAACGGGAGAUGUGGGUCCUAUGGGACCACCUGGCCCCCCAGGACCUCGAGGCCCAGCUGGACCGAAUGGUGCUGAUGGCCCACAAGGUCCCCCAGGAGGUGUUGGGAACUUGGGUCCUCCUGGAGAGAAGGGGGAACCAGGUGAAUCAGGAUCUCCAGGGGUCCAGGGCGAGCCAGGUGUCAAAGGUCCACGAGGGGAGCGUGGGGAGAAAGGAGAGUCGGGACAGCCUGGAGAGCCAGGACCACCAGGGCCUAAAGGCCCCACAGGCGAUGAUGGCCCCAAAGGGAACCCUGGUCCCGUUGGUUUUCCUGGUGACCCUGGCCCUCCUGGAGAAAGUGGUCCUCGGGGCCAGGAUGGUGCUAAGGGUGAUCGAGGCGAGGAUGGUGAGCCAGGACAGCCUGGAUCCCCUGGUCCCACUGGAGAGAAUGGACCCCCUGGGCCACUUGGAAAGCGGGGUCCUGCUGGCUCGCCUGGUCCCGAGGGGCGACAAGGAGGGAAGGGAGCCAAGGGGGAUCCCGGUGCUGUAGGUGCCCCAGGGAAGACAGGCCUGGUGGGUCCUGCAGGCCCAGCAGGGAAACCUGGUCCUGAUGGUCUGAGAGGCCUCCCAGGCUCAGUGGGUCAGCAAGGCCGACCUGGAGCUACAGGCCAGGCUGGGCCCCCAGGUCCUGUGGGACCCCCAGGGCUGCCUGGUCUCCGGGGCGAUGCUGGAGCCAAAGGAGAGAAGGGCCACCCAGGUCUCAUUGGACUGAUUGGGCCCUCGGGUGAGCAGGGAGAGAAGGGAGAUCGGGGACUUCCUGGCCCUCAGGGAUCCCCUGGACAGAAGGGCGAGACAGGUAUCCCAGGAGCAUCCGGUCCCAUUGGUCCUGGAGGGCCCCCCGGCCUCCCCGGACCUGCUGGCCCCAAAGGAGCUAAAGGAGCCACAGGCCCAGCUGGACCCAAGGGAGAGAAAGGUGUGCAGGGCCCUCCAGGACACCCGGGUCCCCCAGGAGAGGUGAUCCAGCCACUGCCCAUCCAGAUGCCCAAGAAGACUCGGCGCUCGGUGGAUGGAAGCCGCCUGAUGCAGGAAGAUGAGGCCAUGCAGACCGGGGGAGCCCCUGGCAGUCCUGGGGGGCUGGAGGAGAUCUUUGGCUCACUCGACUCCUUGCGGGAGGAGAUCGAGCAGAUGAGGCGGCCGACGGGGACCCAGGAUAGCCCUGCUCGCACCUGCCAGGACCUGAAGCUGUGCCACCCGGAGCUGCCCGAUGGGGAGUACUGGGUCGACCCCAACCAGGGCUGUGCUCGGGAUGCCUUCCGGGUUUUCUGCAACUUCACAGCAGGUGGGGAGACCUGUGUGACACCCAGGGAUGACGUCACACAGUUCUCUUACGUGGACUCAGAGGGCUCUCCAGUGGGUGUGGUCCAGCUCACCUUCCUGCGGCUGCUCAGCGUCUCAGCCCACCAGGACGUCUCCUACCCCUGCUCUGGAGCAGCCCGCGAUGGUCCCCUGAGACUCCGUGGGGCCAAUGAGGAUGAGCUGAGCCCGGAGACCAGCCCCUAUGUCAAAGAAUUCAGAGAUGGCUGCCAGACACAGCAAGGUCGGACGGUGCUGGAGGUGCGAACGCCUGUGCUGGAGCAGCUGCCAGUGCUGGAUGCCUCCUUCUCAGACCUGGGAGCCCCCCCGAGGCGGGGAGGGGUGCUGCUGGGGCCUGUCUGCUUCAUGGGUUAGGACCUCUGUCUGAUCCUGUCCAUCGGAACCAGGCCCACCUGGAAUCCCACAACAUCAGCUCUGUGCCACCUCCCAAGGGGGCUCCUCACCAUCUAGGGAGCAUUGGGCCAGGGCGCAGAGAGCCCUCAGUCAGGGGCAGGCAAGCCAGGGGAGGGGUGAAGUGGUUGCCCAGAUACCCCAUGGGAGGAGUGGCAUCUGGGGCUCUUGGCCCUCCCACCUGGAGCCUGUGACCCAUUAGAGAGUGGAGGUCCUUAUUUAAAACUCACCUCCCAAUCACCCCAAACAAAUGGAAGAGAAGAGAAAGGACAUGGUGCAUUUUGUAUUUAAAAGUAAUUAUAUUAAUUAUUUAAAGAGUGGGAAAACAAAAUAACAAAGAAAGAGAAAUGUCAACAAAAAUCAGCAGACGUUGGAGACGGGGCUCUGGGGGUGGGCUCCGGCACCCACAUCCUUUCAGUAGGGCUUUCCUCAGUGACUGUGUUUGUGGGGGUUUCAGGGCUGAACCCCACUUCCCUCGCACCUCCCUCCCACCUCAGCUGUCGCACCCACUGUGAAAGUUGGAAUAGAUGGUCUCCCUGGUCUCAGGGCUCUGACUCUGCCAGGGUGGGGCCCUCUAACCCACAGGUAUUGGCUCCUGGGCUCACGGGCCCACUGUCUCUUCCACUUGGUCUGGAUCUGGCAGACACUCCUGCUAUUUGAGGACCAGGCUGCUUCCCCAGGGAAGAAAUGGAAUAGUGUGGGGGUGUGUGCAGGGCUGCAUCCAGCAGGUGAUGGAAUAUUAAAAUUCUUCCAUAUUUGCUGGUAAAUUGCCAUGGCCCUGAGAAACCCAAUAUGUUCAUUGCCACCCCUGUCCCUCCCCUGGGCACCCCUCACCUUCCCUGAUCCUGCAAUUAAAAGGUUAAUGUCUGGCAUAUGGAAGGGACUCCAGGACCCUGUGCCCAGCGUCCAUGCUGACUGAUGGUUAAAUAAUGUGAUUGUCUCCUCCC
Molecule: messenger RNA, 7108 nt
Organism: Callithrix jacchus (white-tufted-ear marmoset)
Lineage: Eukaryota; Metazoa; Chordata; Mammalia; Primates; Cebidae
Gene: COL11A2
Product: collagen type XI alpha 2 chain
Biological process (GO): extracellular matrix organization
Molecular function (GO): extracellular matrix structural constituent conferring tensile strength
Source: RefSeq, a predicted model, not a curated record